UCUCUCUCUCUCUCUCUUUCCCUAUCUAUAUAUGUAUAUAAAUAUAUAACCAAUUCACAAGCCAGAAUCUCAUAACUGAAAACAAAAAGAGUUCACGAGUCAUUUAUUCUGUUCAAUGGCGGUUUCCGAAAAACCCAGAAGAAGCCUGCAGGUAAUAUUGUUUCUUGUUCUGGUUCUUGUUGGUUUGAGCGUAAAUGGAGUUGAAGGGAGGAAGAAGGUGAAGCAUCAUCAUGAUCACGAUAAUGAUCAGAUUGUAGCUAACUUCGAGUACAGUGCUAUAAAUUGCAGAGCUCAUAAUGCAGUUUUAACUGAUUUCGGAGCAGUUGGAGAUGGAGAAACAUUGAACACGAAAGCUUUUCAAGAUGCAAUUGACCAUUUGAGUCAAUUCUCAUCGUCUGGCGGAUCUCAACUCUUCGUUCCUCCUGGAAAAUGGUUAACUGGAAGUUUCAAUCUCACCAGCCAUUUUACCCUUUAUCUUCACAGAGACGCUGCUCUUCUUGCUGUUCAGGAUGAAAGAGAAUGGCCUGUGAUUGACCCACUACCAUCUUAUGGUAGAGGAAGAGAUGCACCCGGUGGAAGAUACGUAAGUCUUAUAUUUGGAACCAACUUAACCGAUGUUGUUAUAACAGGUGACAAUGGCACCAUUGAUGGACAAGGUGCUCCAUGGUGGCAAAAAUUUCACAGAGGCAAGCUGAAAUACACUCGUCCGUACCUAAUUGAGAUCAUGUACUCUGAUGGUGUUCAAAUUUCUGAUCUCACAUUGUUAAACUCUCCAUCAUGGCAUGUUCAUCCCGUUUAUAGCAGCAAUGUUAUUGUCAAAGGCUUAACAAUACUUGCUCCAGUAACAGUUCCAAAUACUGAUGGUAUAAACCCAGAUUCAUGUACCAAUACGGUGAUCGAGGACUGUUACAUUGUCUCUGGAGAUGAUUGUAUAGCAAUUAAAAGUGGAUGGGAUGAAUAUGGAAUUUCUUUUGGGAUGCCAACGAAACAACUAGCAAUUAGACGACUCACUUGCAUUUCUCCAGACAGUGCAGUGAUCGCAUUAGGGAGCGAGAUGUCCGGUGGAAUUGAAGAUGUCAGGGCAGAGGAUAUUGUUGCUAUCAACUCGGAAUCUGGUGUAAGAAUCAAGACUGGUGUAGGCAGAGGUGGAUAUGUUAAAGACAUAUUCGUAAGGAGAAUGGUAAUGCAAACAAUGAAGUAUGUUUUCUGGAUUACAGGAAACUACGGCUCUCAUCCAGACGACAAAUACAAUCCUAAUGCACUUCCUGUCAUCCAAAACAUUAAUUAUCGCGACAUGGUUGCAGAGAAUGUAACAAUGGCAGCUCAACUACAGGGCAUUGAGGGAGAUGUCUUCAGCGGAAUUUGCAUAUCUAAUGUGACAGUCGGUUUGUCGAAGAAGCCAAAGAAAAUUCAAUGGAAUUGUGUUGAUAUUGAGGGGACUACUAGUGGCGUAGUUCCUCCGGCAUGUGAACAAUUGUCGGACAAAGAACCGGAUACACUUGUACCCUGUAAUUUUCCAGAAGACAACUUGCCAAUUGAUAACUUAGAGCUUCAGACAUGCUCCUGGCACCCAAAGAUGUAGGGUACCACGAAAAUUUAUGUAUGUUUCCACCUGAAAUAUUAUAAUUAGAUGGUUGUGCUUAAAGACAUAUAUGUACCCUGUAAAAUGUUUAUGAUUUUCUUGUGAUUGCUUUCUUGACAAUCUAAGCCUUAUCGAUGCUACAGCA
Molecule: messenger RNA, 1727 nt
Organism: Carica papaya (papaya)
Lineage: Eukaryota; Viridiplantae; Streptophyta; Magnoliopsida; Brassicales; Caricaceae
Product: Pectin lyase-like superfamily protein
Biological process (GO): carbohydrate metabolic process
Molecular function (GO): polygalacturonase activity
Source: RefSeq, a predicted model, not a curated record